UCGAUAUUUUAGUUGUUGAGAAACUUCAACACUAUCAGGAGUCGGCUACAUUGUCAAGGAGCACUGGCAAGUGUAAAGUCACUGAGAUAGAGAUGCAGAGGUAUCUGGUGCUCUGUAUGGCCCUGCUGGCCCAGGUCUCUGCUGAUGACUGCCCAGACGGAGGGGCGUGUGAGGAGGGCAACACCUGCUGCAAGGUCCCCUCCGAUGGCUAUGAAUGCUGCCCAAUGUAUCAGGCUGAGUGCUGUGAGGAUCAUAUCCACUGCUGCCCUGAGGGAACACUCUGUGUUGUGAAUGAGUCCAUGUGUGUGAAUGGAACUGUCUCCCUACCAUGGGUGGAGAAAGUUUCUGCUAAACAGUCCAGAUAUCCUAAAUCUUUCAGAAUGAUCAGUGCAUAUGCUGGGGAUGAGGAUGAUAACAUCUGCCCUGACAACUCCCACUGCCCAGCUGAGUUUUCCUGUCUGAAGGCCACUACGGGCUAUGGUUGCUGUCCCAUUGCUCAUGCUGUGCCUUGCUCGGAUGGGAAACAUUGCUGUCCUGAAGGCCACCAGUGCAGCACAGACAGCAGCUCCUGCAUCAAACAGAAAGAACCUGUUGUUGCAGUGCUGUGCAGUGACAGAGUGUCUGAGUGCCCAGAGGGAACCACAUGCUGUGAGACUCCAGAUGGGAGUUGGGGGUGCUGCCCCAUGCCCAAGGCUGUGUGCUGUGAGGAUAAGAUUCACUGUUGUCCUGAGGGCAGCACCUGUGACAUCAAGCAAUCCAAGUGUAUAUCCACUACCAACAAGGAAAUGCCCAUGUGGGCCAAGUUCCCUGCCCGCAAGAGGGCAGAGUGGGAAAACCAGAAUGAAGUUGCCCAAGUGACAACACCUAUUCCAGACACUACCACCUCAGCCAAUAGGAGUCCUGCUUCUCUUUGGGAAGGGGAGGGUUCUUCUCCACCCUUCAUUAGGACAAGAGACGUUCCCUGUGAUGAGUCAGUGGCCUGUCAGGAUGGAACCACAUGUUGUAAAACACAAGAAGGGGGAUGGGCAUGCUGUCCUCUGCCACAGGCAGUUUGCUGCAGUGACUUCAUCCACUGCUGCCCUCAUGGUAAGAAGUGCAACCUGGCUGCCCAGACGUGUGACGACACCUCAGGCUCCCCGUCUGAGCCCUGGCUGAAGAAGGUUCCUGCCGUGCCUCGGGAGGGUAACUUGCCAGGGAAUGUGACCUGUGACCCCACCCACAUGUGUCCCGACAACACCACCUGCUGCAAGACAGCGUCAGGAGACUGGGCCUGCUGCCCCAUGCCUGAGGCUGUAUGCUGUGAGGACCACGAGCACUGCUGCCCCCAUGGCACCACCUGUGACCUGGCUUCCCUCGCCUGUGAUGGCCCCUCAGGGCCGGAGCCCAUGGUGGGGAAGGUGCCCGCCCUUACAACCCUGGCACCUGAUCAUGAGGAGGCAGCCACAGACCACCAGGGGGUGCAGAUGGAUAACAUGGAGCCGCCUACAGACAAUGAUGAAGACGUUCCCUGUGAUGAGUCAGUGGCCUGUCAGGAUGGAACCACAUGUUGUAAAACACAAGAAGGGGGAUGGGCAUGCUGUCCUCUGCCACAGGCAGUUUGCUGCAGUGACUUCAUCCACUGCUGCCCUCAUGGUAAGAAGUGCAACCUGGCUGCCCAGACGUGUGACAACACCUCAGGCUCCCCGUCUGAGCCCUGGCUGAAGAAGGUUCCUGCCGUGCCUCGGGAGGGUAACUUGCCAGGGAAUGUGACCUGUGACCCCACCCACAUGUGUCCCGACAACACCACCUGCUGCAAGACAGCGUCAGGAGACUGGGCCUGCUGCCCCAUGCCUGAGGCUGUAUGCUGUGAGGACCACGAGCACUGCUGCCCCCAUGGCACCACCUGUGACCUGGCUUCCCUCGCCUGUGAUGGCCCCUCAGGGCCGGAGCCCAUGGUGGGGAAGGUGCCCGCCCUUACAACCCUGGCACCUGAUCAUGAGGAGGCAGCCACAGACCACCAGAGGGUGCAGAUGGAUGACACGGAGCCGCCUACAGACAAUGAUGAAGACGUUCCCUGUGAUGAGUCAGUGGCCUGUCAGGAUGGAACCACAUGUUGUAAAACACAAGAAGGGGGAUGGGCAUGCUGUCCUCUGCCACAGGCAGUUUGCUGCAGUGACUUCAUCCACUGCUGCCCUCAUGGUAAGAAGUGCAACCUGGCUGCCCAGACGUGUGACGACACCUCAGGCUCCCCGUCUGAGCCCUGGCUGAAGAAGGUUCCUGCCGUGCCUCGGGAGGGUAACUUGCCAGGGAAUGUGACCUGUGACCCCACCCACAUGUGUCCCGACAACACCACCUGCUGCAAGACAGCGUCAGGAGACUGGGCCUGCUGCCCCAUGCCUGAGGCUGUAUGCUGUGAGGACCACGAGCACUGCUGCCCCCAUGGCACCACCUGUGACCUGGCUUCCCUCGCCUGUGAUGGCCCCUCAGGGCCGGAGCCCAUGGUGGGGAAGGUGCCCGCCCUUACAAACCAGGCACCUGAUCAUGAGGAGGCACCCGCAGACCACCAGGGGGUGCAGAUGGACGAGGAGUUGCCCAGGACACAGUGUGACACCCACACCAGCUGCCCAAAGGACGCCACCUGCUGCUUUAUGAAAUCCACCCAGAAGUGGGGCUGCUGCCCACUGCCACAGGCAGUGUGCUGUGCUGAUGGAGAGCACUGCUGUCCCAAAGACUACAUAUGUGAUAUGAGCAAGACUUCCUGCUCUAAGGGUGUGGUGGUGAUCCCAUGGUACAACAAGCUGGCAGCUGAGCCAGAUGACAGUGCCCUCGCUGCCCCCCCCUCUGUGAAGUGUGACGCCCAGAACAGCUGCCCUGAAGGCUCCAGCUGCUGCCAACUUUCCACUGGACAGUGGGGCUGCUGCCCCCUGUGCAAGGCUGUGUGCUGUGCAGAUGAGGAGCACUGCUGUCCACAGGGCUACAGCUGUAACAUGGGCUCAGGGACUUGCCAGAAGCUAAUGUUUCUUCAGUUCCAGACGAUACCCCUAACCCGGGUGUCUGCGCCUGAGCCCCCGACCCCACAGGAGAAGGAAAUCCACUGUGGGGGGCCGUUUGUCUGCAAUAAUGAGGAGACAUGCUGCAAGGUCUCCACCACUACAUGGGGCUGCUGUCCCUCUCCAAAUGCGGUGUGCUGCAGUGACAUGAAGCACUGCUGUACUACAGGCUACACCUGUGGUGAGGGAGGGACCUGCACCCAGUCCACUGGCUUCAACUGGGACCACUGGCAGGUGUUCUUCUCCAACAAGAAGAGAGCCCUGCGUGUGUGACAACCAUUGGAGUGAUAGGCCCACACUCCACCGCCACAUGCAUUGCACUAUUGAAGGGACGCAGGGACUUACUACCACUGUUAUAGUAUGUCAAAUUGUAUUUUUCUCAGGGGAUAAAUAGUAUAUAUCGGACAGGGAACUGAAAAUAAGGCACAUUUUGCACCAUUGAUUGGUGGAAGUUGCUUGGUAUGUUACUACAUUUGCUUCAAGAGAUACCCAUGCUUGCUCAUGCACAGAAACUAUCAAGGAUUUGAAAUCACCAAAAAUGCGAUACCAAUGUUCAACAAUAUUUUAGUAUGCUUUUAGGGUUGUGGCUCAGGGAAAGAUUGGAAUGUGAUAUAAAACUAGUUGUAAGCCACUAUCAAGAUUGACACAGAGGAGCAUAGAAAUUACAAGAACUUAGUACUGGUUACAAUGUUUGAUGUUACCUUCUAACAGGAAGAGUGUUGUUGUGUUUUUUUUUAGUUGAUCAUGUGAAGUGCAUUGUGCCUCAUCAAAUAGUUUCAGGUAUGCCUUUGAAAUAAAUGCCUUUUACGUGAAA
Molecule: messenger RNA, 3843 nt
Organism: Coregonus clupeaformis (lake whitefish)
Lineage: Eukaryota; Metazoa; Chordata; Actinopteri; Salmoniformes; Salmonidae
Product: progranulin-like
Exons: 20
Coding region: 93-3302 (1069 amino acids)
Cellular component (GO): extracellular region
Source: RefSeq, a predicted model, not a curated record